UCCACGCAACCAUAGCGACAGGUUGCUUGACGCUGUUGACAGCUCUGCCCUGUGGGUAUGAAAGUUAUGCUUUCGGCGCGUAAAUUUAUGUUGUGAAACGGGAGCAUCGCAACAAACAGCGGCCACUGCACCACCACUCCAUCCAUCGUUGAACGGUUGUACAGAUUAUUGCAUUACGGGUGAAAAUGUGCCUUUCUGUUCACAGAUAAUUUGUGUUAGUGUGUACGUUAUGUGUGUAUUGUAAAAGAAAGUCUGGAACCCACACACCAUCGAUUAGAGGACCAUUUCCGGCUGCUGUGCGCUUUGGCUUGCAUGGUGUCUGCUGACGACCGCGACACAGCACGACCGGGCACCCACCGCAGUAGCUAUGUUUAUCGCCGACCUAAGGAAAGACUUUUACCAGCAGCUGAUCGGCAAGCGCAUUCUGGUGCUGGUAAACUACGAUCUCGAUGCGAUCUGCGCUAGCAAGAUUCUGCAGGCCCUGUUCCGCUGCGACAAUGUGAUCUACUCGAUCGUACCGAUCAUGGGGCUGACCGGUAUGAAGCGAGCGUACAACGAGCACAAGGGCGACGUGCGGUACGUGCUGUUGGUGAAUUGUGGCGGUUGCAUCGAUAUCGUGGACGUGCUGCAGCCGGAACAGGAUGUCGUGUUUUUCAUCUGCGACUCCCACCGACCGUACGACGUGUGCAAUGUGUACAGCGAUGGACAGGUUCGUAUUCUGGGCGAGAUGAACAGCAGCGAAAACAUACCCGCCUUCGAUGAUAUAUUUCAAGAUUCGGACAACGAAAGCAACGACGAGGAUGAUGCCGGCUACGACGAGGACAAUGGAGGAAGCGAUAGCGAUGGAGGCACCACCGGCAACAAUCGCGUACAGCGCAUCGAGCAGCGGUUGCUACGGCGACGGGAACGAAAAGCAUGGCAAGAGCGACGGAUAACGCUGAUGUUUGAAUACUCCCAGUACGCCUACUACGGUGCCAGCUCGGCGCUCAGCAUAUUUGAGCUGGCCUGGCGCUUGUCGAAGGAUUCGCUCGAUCUGCUCUGGUGGGCGAUCGUUGGCGUGACGGAGCAAAAGCUGCUCGGCAAGGUGGAAAGCUCGUCGUACACGCUGCUGAUCGAAAAGAUCCAGUCGCACGUAUCGCGCCUAACGAACAAGGCGAGCGAUCAAGCCAUCCAGACGUCGGUGAAGAUUGUGUUCGAAAGCGAUCUGCAGCUGGCACUGUUCCGGCACUGGAGCGUGCUGGACUCGCUUCGCUAUUCAUACUACCCGGCCUGCCGGUUAAAGCUGUGGACGCACAAGGGCGACAAGCAGAUGAACGAGCUGCUGGUGGACAUGGGCUUACCGCUCGUGCAGGCAAAGCAAACCUUCAACGCCAUGGAUCUGGUACUGCGCAAAGAGUUUUACGACAAGAUUGAAAAGUUUGCCGAAAAGUACAACAUGCCGGACGUGACGUACGCGUCGUUCGUGCUGCAGUACGGCUACCGCAACCGAUACUCGGCCGCCGAUUACGUCUACUCGAUGCUGGCCAUACUGGAGUCGGUGCGGCAGGAUCGGUUACCGGAGGCUUGCUUCCUGCAGUCGAUGGACGCACUAUCGCGGGCCAAGAAAGCGCUUCUGGACGAGGGCAUCGAGAUGUGCAAAACGCUGCUAACGACCAUAUUCAAGCAGGUGCAAACUUGCCUCGAAAUGCAUCAGAUCCGCUCGGCCGGCCCCUUUCUGUAUCUGGUUCUGCAGGAGGAGGUGCCGUUUUUCAGCUGCCCGUACGGGUUGAUGCUGUUGGCCCGAUUCUUGCUACGAGCACACGUUGCCGUAUCGCGUAACCGACGCGCACAGGAGCUGCCACUCAUUGCCGUCGCUCCGAUCGACCUGCAGAGCGGCAUAUCGCUGCUGGCCGGUGUGCCUCCGGUCUGUGAAGACAGUCGACACUUUUUUGCGAAAGCGUUCGAGGAGGCGGGCAACCGCAGUGGGGCGAUCAUCUCGCAGGACUUUUUCGAGACGGCCGUCAUACAGAUAAAGCAGUCGGAUUGUACGAAAUUUCUCGAUGCGCUCACCGUUAUGCUUAGCUGAUAGAUUGGAAGGGUAACGUUAGGGAGAAAUCGUUUUUUAGCCGUUAAUACCACAAGCACAAACAAACACACAUCUCCGCCCUUCAAAACAGCAUCCAAACAGAACGCAAUUGGGGUCCAUGGCUGGUCUUGUGGGGGUUUUGUCGCAGAAAGGUUUUUUAGAAGGUCGAUAUCAUUGUAGUUUAAAUGUUUAGGUUGUAAGACAGAUGCUACGAUUUCAACUCUUCAGCACACACACACGGCAGAUAGAAUAUCGUUCCGUAAUAGGUUUUGAUUUUAAUGUACUUCGACGUUGAUUUUCCUAGCCCUGGCAGUGUGAGCCGUACAGAGAGAGAGAUGUGCAAACCAUCCGUUAACAAAACCAUUGAUAAAUUAUUACCGGCAGGAGAGAUUCAGCGAACAUGAUUAGCUUAAGGACCGACACUUAGCAUUAUGGAAAUAAACCAUUUACCUGUAGCUAUACA
Anopheles stephensi (Asian malaria mosquito) is the source of this 2528-nucleotide messenger RNA. RefSeq names its product cell division control protein 45 homolog (gene Cdc45). Gene Ontology annotation, cellular component: DNA replication preinitiation complex. The transcript has 2 exons. The record is from RefSeq and is a predicted model, not a curated record. Gene Ontology annotation, biological process: mitotic DNA replication preinitiation complex assembly; DNA replication initiation; double-strand break repair via break-induced replication. The coding region runs from base 368 to 2065 and encodes 565 amino acids. Lineage: Eukaryota; Metazoa; Arthropoda; Insecta; Diptera; Culicidae. Gene Ontology annotation, molecular function: chromatin binding; single-stranded DNA binding; DNA replication origin binding.